AUGGCUUCCUAUCAUUCACAAACGCAAUCUCGCUCUGCUGCUCCGCACACCUACCACCCCCAUCAAGCAGCCAACGCUGCCUCAAUGGCCUCCUCCGCGCCAGCUGGCACGUUCGUGCCGGGCACCAAAGUGCAAGUCGGCAACCACCGAGUGGUAAUUGAGAAAUAUCUGUCCGAAGGUGGAUUCGCACAUGUAUACGUCGUCAAGCUUCCACACCCCGUCGACGGCGUUGAGACGGCGGUCUUGAAGAGAGUGGCCGUCCCCGAUAAGACAGCCCUAGCAGGCAUGCGAACCGAAGUCGAAACAAUGAAGAAGUUGAAGGGUCAUCGACAUAUCGUUACUUAUAUUGACUCGCAUGCAUCGCAACUAAAGGGCGGUGGAUACGAAGUUUUUCUUCUCAUGGAAAACUGUCAAGGGGGCGGUCUGAUAGACUUUAUGAACACUCGUUUGCAACAUCGUCUCACCGAGCCGGAGAUUCUAAAGAUAUUCUCCGAUGUGUCUGAAGGCGUGGCAUGCAUGCACUAUCUGAAACCACCGCUUCUGCAUCGAGAUCUUAAGGUCGAAAAUGUUCUUAUAUCGCUAGCACCAGGUAAAUCGCCGCUGUACAAGUUAUGUGAUUUUGGCUCCGCUGCUCCUCCCCGACCGGCUGCUACGUCUACGGCAGAGGGCAGGCUGAUUGAAGACGAUAUUCAACGACAUACUACCAUGCAAUAUCGAAGUCCCGAGAUGAUUGACGUCUAUCGAAAGCAACCCAUCGACGAGAAGAGUGAUAUUUGGGCGCUCGGUGUUUUGCUGUAUAAACUUUGUUAUUAUACGACUCCGUUUGAGGAUGUGGGCCAGAUGGCUAUUCUCAAUGCUAGCUACAAGUUUCCUUCAUACCCUAACUUUUCUGAUCGGCUCAAAAGGCUAAUUGCGUCAAUGUUGCAAGAAGAUCCUCGAAAAAGGCCUACGAUAUAUGGUGUCUUGAAGGAAGCAUGCAACAUGCAAGGCAAAGAAGUUCCCAUACGUGACAUCUAUGCCGAACGUACUCAGUCUGAAUCCCGGCGUAACCAAGAAUUACCUCCCCCUUCUUCCGAAGUCCCACGUGUCGGCGCUGUCUUCUCGCCCCCAAUGCAGGAGACUCAGAUCAUACCUGAAAUAGCUCCAAUGCGGAGAGGUCGUCCGUCGAAACCUUCGUCGCAACAGAAUUCCGCGCAUCCAAGUCCUUCUCCAUAUCGUGCACGAUCUAACAAUGAUCCAUUCGCAGCCCUAGAUGGUAACAAGAGAAACAGCCAAAAUGCGGAUGAGUUGGCAGCUCGGUUCCCAACCCUCGACCAGUUCUCAUUACUGCAUGAAAAGGGCGGAAAGUUUGAUUUUGAGCCGACAACUGAAAAGAAACCGGAAGCAGACGAUCUCUCUCAGCGGGUGACCAAUGCGCUGGCGGAUGAUGCAUUCGUCAAACCUGCUUCCUCUUACUUACCAGCAAAGGAAGAGGUUGAAAGCCAUAGAGCCGUUUCGGCAUCCGUUGCCGAACAAGCACAGAAUCGUCAGUCACGCAGUCUCAAAACCGAAGAACCAUCAUCACGACAAGCUUCUACUCAACGACCAACAAUGGUAUCGACUGGUACAAUGACGGAAAGUCCACCACCAACAAUAUCAGACAAUCGAUCUUCUAUAAGUCGACCACCUUCGGGUCGCCCAGUAUAUAAGUUCCCGCCACCGUCCCAAGACCGACAACAGUCCGAUCGGCCAUGGAGUACAGAUACCGACAAACCAUCGCCAGGGUUGGGUACUGUACCUUCUCAGACGACAAAGAUACAGGUUGUGGAGCCCAAACCGCGGGUGUCAUCUGAGGACAUCUCACGAACUCAAAGCUCAGCUCGACUGUCUAUGGAGACUACGAGACCUUCGUUCCGUGAACUAGGCGAUGCUCUGAACCGUCCACAGUCCGCAAAUUCUCGUGUUCGACCUUCCAGCGUACAUCUUGGAGGAAGAUUUGAUCCGUCUUCUACGAGAGAGCCAGUGCGGAUCCCUGCAUUGGACGCGCGUCGUCUAGAUUAUGAAGGCGGAGAGCCGUUGAAGCAUGCCCGCACGGACGGAGAUUAUGACCCUGAACGAACAAAUAUAACCUCGGAUGUGGAUUACCUACGAGCGCGUGAGGAGGAGGAAAUUGCUCGGAAGAAGGAGAAACGUCUGAGCGGCAGUUCAUCAAAGCAUGUCAAGCGCGGGAGUUUAUCUUCACUGGCCCAUUCUGGAAAGGGUCUUCUUACGGGACGAUUUGGCGAUGCUUUCCGUCGGUUCGAACAGAAUACUUCCGAUAACAAGAGUCGCACCCCUUCUCCCGGUGAAGCAGACAAGCAAUUGACUCCUAUUGCUGGGUCUGAGGCGACGGAUGACCGAAGUGAUGAUGAUGAUAUUUUGGGAUCGGAGGCGACCGAUAUCUCUCCCGAGAUGAGACGGGAGUUGGAACGUAGGCGACUAUCACAAGAGGAGAAACGAGUAGCCAAUGCAGCUGCCGAAUAUCGACUUCGAGUUGCCGGGCGAGGAACCGGGGGCCGAGAAGGGACCAAAUCCCCCGCCAUUCAAAACAGAGUCCAGUCACUCCUCCAGGAUAACAGUCGGCCUCCGCCAAAGACCGCAUCUGGUUACGGGAAAUAUACCAACUCAGAGUCCGACGGGCCUCCACAGGCACCCGAGUCUAGUGACAGAGAAUACGCGCCACGAUUACCGACUAGACCCAAACCUCCACCGAAGGAUCUCAGAGGUACUCCCUCUCCAGUCAAGCCCAGUACCCCUGGCAACUCGGCUCAACCCGUAAAGCCAAGUCCCAUCGAAACGAUACCUUCUCAGCGCACAGCUCAACGACCUGCGGCGCCCCCGAAGCCCAAGAAACUCCAAACAGGAGGGAAUCCCUCUUCGUCCACCGAAGUCGACCCUGCAAGUGCUGCGACAGAAGACUGGGAGCGAAAUUUUAGUCGACGAUACCCAAGUCUUUCUGGCCUUGAAAUGGUUGAGACGGAGAUUGACGUUCCGAAAUUAUCGUCUAUCCGCACCAGAGAAGUAUAGUUCGAUAGAUCGGGAAAGUUCAUCUUGCUUGGUCAUUGAUUUUUUUUUUUUCUGGCUUUGAAUGACAAAUCAAUUUAGCGCAUGGUUCUACGCAUAUGUACAUACAUGACACACACAUCCCAUACAACCGACGUAUAUAUAUGAGAGAAAAACGUGCUACUUUUGUGAUGCAUAUGAUGCAUGCAUCUGUGUACGGCUACUGGAUAGCUAAGUUUUGCUUGUUGUUGAUUUACCCUCGGACAAUUUGGAAGGAGAAUAG
Messenger RNA from Talaromyces stipitatus ATCC 10500, 3304 nucleotides. RefSeq names its product serine/threonine protein kinase, putative. The coding region runs from base 1 to 3045 and encodes 1014 amino acids. Gene Ontology annotation, molecular function: protein serine/threonine kinase activity; ATP binding. Gene Ontology annotation, biological process: actin cortical patch assembly; peptidyl-threonine phosphorylation; protein autophosphorylation. The record is from RefSeq and is a predicted model, not a curated record. Gene Ontology annotation, cellular component: cytoplasm. NCBI's taxonomy places the organism in Eukaryota, Fungi, Ascomycota, Eurotiomycetes, Eurotiales, Trichocomaceae. The transcript has 3 exons.